Messenger RNA from Nomascus leucogenys (northern white-cheeked gibbon), 3973 nucleotides. It is a transcript of the gene ANKRD24, whose product is annotated as ankyrin repeat domain 24. The record is from RefSeq and is a predicted model, not a curated record. Bases 201 to 3671 code for a protein of 1156 amino acids. The transcript has 21 exons. NCBI's taxonomy places the organism in Eukaryota, Metazoa, Chordata, Mammalia, Primates, Hylobatidae. Gene Ontology annotation, molecular function: actin binding.
AAUGAAUGAAUGGGCGGGCCGGUGAAUGAAUGAACGAAUGGGCGCACGAAUGAAUGAGUGAAUGAAUGAAAGUGUGAGUGGCGAGAGCCCUGCCGGCCGCGUGGCGGUGCGAGGCUGCGGACGUCGCGGGCCCGGAGGCACCUGCGCGCCCUUGGCCGACUGGGAGGAGGCGGAGAUGGACGCCCGCGGGUCCCCUGGAGAUGCAGCCGGAGGCCUGCGCUGGUGAGGGAGCCGGGCUCCCGGCGCCGCGUCCUCCUCAUCCUCCAGGCGACAAGCUGCGGCUCAGCCCCACUGACCUUGGCUCCUGCCCGCCCUGCGGCCCCUGCCCCAUCCCGAAGCCGGCAGCCAGAGGCAGGCGCCAGAGUCAAGACUGGGGCAAGAGUGACGAGAGGCUGCUACAAGCCGUGGAAAACAACGAUGCACCUCGGGUGGCCGCCCUCAUCGCCCGCAAGGGGCUGGUGCCCACGAAGCUAGACCCCGAGGGCAAGUCCGCGUUCCACCUGGCAGCCAUGCGGGGUGCGGCCAGCUGUCUGGAGGUGAUGAUAGCUCAUGGCACCAAUGUCAUGAGCACGGACGGGGCAGGUUACAAUGCCCUCCACCUGGCCGCCAAAUACGGGCACCCACAGUGCUUGAAGCAACUACUGCAGGCUUCCUGCGUGGUGGACGUCGUGGACAGCAGCGGGUGGACUGCCCUACACCAUGCAGCGGCUGGUGGCUGUCUCUCCUGCUCAGAGGUGCUCUGCUCCUUUAAGGCACAUCUAAACCCCCAAGAUCGGUCAGGCGCAACACCCCUCAUUAUAGCAGCUCAGAUGUGUCACACAGACCUGUGCCGUCUCCUACUGCAGCAAGGGGCUGCUGUGAAUGAUCAGGACCUGCAAGGCAGGACGGCCCUGAUGCUGGCCUGUGAGGGGGCCAGCCCCGAAACAGUGGAGGUCCUGCUGCAGGGCGGAGCCCAGCCGGGCAUCACCGAUGCGCUGGGGCAGGAUGCGGCUUACUAUGGCACCCUGGCGGGGGACAAACUCAUCCUGCACCUUCUGCAAGAGGCGGCCCAGCGCCCCUCCCCACCCAGCGAGGAUGACUCAGGCGAGGCGUCAUCUCAGAACUCUAUGUCCAGCCAUGGAAAGCAGGGGGCCCCCAAGAAGCGGAAGGCGCCUCCACCUCCCGCCAGCAUCCCCAUGCCGGAUGAUCGAGAUGCCUAUGAGGAGAUCGUGAGGCUGCGGCAGGAGAGGGGCCGCCUCCUGCAGAAGAUCCGGGGCCUGGAACAGCACAAGGAACGGAGGCAGCAGGAGUCCCCGGAGGCCAGCUCCCUGCACAGCCUGGAGAGACAGGUGCAAGAGCUACAGCAGCUGCUGAUGGAGAGACAGGAGGAGAAGGAGAGCCUGGGACGGGAGGUGGAGAGUUUGCAGAGCCGGCUGUCCCUGCUGGAGAACGAGCGGGAGAAUACUAGCUAUGAUGUGACCACCCUGCAGGAUGAGGAGGGUGAGCUGCCUGACUUUCCAGGGGCCGAGGCGCUGCUGUCCAGGCAGCUCAGCCCGUCGGCCCAGGAACGCCUGGCCUCGCUGCAGGAACAGGUGGCUGUGCUCACCAGACAGAACCAGGAACUGAUGGAGAAGGUCCAGAUCCUGGAGAACUUUGAGAAGGACGAGACACAGAUGGAAGUGGAAGCUCCGGCAGAGGUCAUCCCUCUUGCCCUCUAUGACUCUCUCCGGGCCGAGUUUGACCAGCUGCGCAGGCAGCACGCUGAGGCCCUGCAGGCCCUGAGGCAGCAGGAGACACGAGAGGUCCCCAGAGAAGAGGAGGCAGCCUGUGGGGAGAGUGAGGGUGCUGGAGCCACAGCCACCAAAAACGGGCCAACCCACAUGGAGGUAAAUAGCCCAGUGGCUCCAGAAACCAAAGUUAAUGGAGCCAAGACCAUAGAUGAGGAGGCUGCAGGAGAUGAAACCAUGGAAGCCAGGACUAUGGGAGCUAUGUCCAUGGGAGCCAAGGCCACGGGAGCUGAGGCCACGGGAGCCAAGGCCACAGAAACAAAAUCCACAGGGGCUGAGGUCAGAGAAAUUGAGACCAUAGAAGAGGAAGCAAACAUGGAAACUAAGCCCACAGGAGCUCAGGCCACAGACAUAGAGGCCACAGGAGUGGAGGCCAUGGGGGUGGAGGCCACAAAAACAAAAGCAGAGGAAGCAGAAAUGCAGCCCUACGGAGUGGGUGCUGGGCAAGCAGAGCCCCCAGUCACAGGGACCACAAACGUGGAGGCCACGGGCUCUAGGGCCACAGGGGUGGAGGCCACAGGAGUCAGUGCCACAGGUGUGGAGAACCCAGGGGUAGAGGCCACGGUCCUGGGGAUCUCUGCCGGCCCUGUCUUACAUCCUGGUGCCGCAGAGGCCUCGGAAAAGCUUCAAGUAGAGCUGGAGACCAGGAUCCGUGGCUUGGAGGAGGCACUCCGGCAGCGGGAGCGGGAGGCAGCUGCGGAGCUGGAGGCGGCCCUGGGGAAGUGCGAGGCCGCGGAGGCCGAGGCGGGCCGGCUGCGAGAGCGUGUCCGCGAGGCCGAGGGCAGCGGGCCCAGUGGGGGCGGUGGCGGUGACACCACACAGCUGCGGGCGGCCCUGGAGCAGGCCCGGGAGGACCUCCGAGACCGGGACUCCCGCCUGCGGGAGCUGGAGGCGGCCUCGGCCUGCCUGGAUGAGGCUCGGGCCAGCCGGCUGCUGGCCGAGGAGGAGGCCCGGGGCCUGCGGGCCGAGCUGGCCCAGCGGGAGGAGGCGCGGCUGGAGCAGAGCCGGGAGCUGGAGGUUCUGCGGGAGCAGCUGGCCACGGCCAGGGCCACGGGGGAGCAGCAGCGCACGGCGGCCGCGGAACUGGGCCGGGCACGGGACGCCGCUGAGGCCCGAGUGGCUGAGCUGGCUGCGGCCUGCGAGGAGGCGCGGCAGGGCCUGGCCGAGCUGCGGGAGGCCUCCGAGGCCCUCCGCCAGUCCGUGGUGCCGGCCUCUGAGCACCGCCGGUUGCAGGAGGAGGCCCUGGAGCUGCGGGGCCGGGCGGCCAGUCUGGAGCAGGAGGUGGUGGCCACGGGCAAGGAGGCCGCCCGGCUGCGCGCGGAGCUGGAGCGGGAGCGUGUGUGCAGCGUGGCGCUCUCGGAGCACGAACGCAUCGUGGGCACCCUGCAGGCCAACGUGGCCCAGCUGGAGGGGCAGCUGGAGGAGCUGGGACGGCGGCAUGAGAAGACCAGCGCAGAGGUCUUCCAGGUGCAGCGUGAGGCCCUGUUCAUGAAGAGUGAGCGACAUGCAGCCGAGGCACAGCUGGCCACAGCAGAGCAGCAGCUACGGGGGCUACGGACCGAGGCGGAAAGGGCUCGCCAGGCCCAGAGCCGGGCCCAGGAGGCUCUGGACAAGGCCAAGGAGAAGGACAAGAAGAUCACAGAACUCUCCAAAGAAGUCUUCAAUCUUAAGGAGGCCUUGAAGGAGCAGCCGGCCGCCCUGGCCACCCCUGAGGUGGAGGCCCUCCGUGACCAGGUGAAGGAUUUACAGCAGCAGCUGCAGGAAGCUGCCAGGGACCACUCCAGCGUGGUGGCUUUGUACAGAAGCCACCUCCUAUACGCCAUUCAGGGCCAGAUGGAUGAAGAUGUGCAGCGGAUUCUCAGCCAGAUUCUGCAGAUGCAGAGACUCCAGGCUCAGGGCCGCUGAGAAAGGCCAGGCCCAGUGGCUACACUGACCACAUCUACACAGGGAGCUCACCCCCGCUGCAGGCCCCUUGCAGACUGGCUUCACUUGGUCCCAUCCAGGCCCAUGCACUUGGAGACCAGCCUGGGUCCCUGCCCGACCAUCCCCAGCUGGCUGCAUCACCCCACCUCGUCUCUGCACGCACACACUGGUCAGUCUGGACCUGGGGCAUGACCGCCCCUCCCCCACCACUGGAGAAUCUGUGAGUCCCUGUGUCCUCCACAUCCAGAUGCCAGCCCGGGAAUAAAGGCAUUCUGUGCACAGGA